Molecule: messenger RNA, 738 nt
Organism: Mesorhabditis spiculigera
Lineage: Eukaryota; Metazoa; Nematoda; Chromadorea; Rhabditida; Rhabditidae
Source: the annotation of a GenBank genome assembly
AUGCAGAAGCACAGAAUGUGCCAGUAUGGAAAGCUGAUCCAGAAAGGAAAGUCGGCAAGCACGAACAAUCCCCUGGAAAUCAAAUGGUCUACCGAACAACAGAAAUGCAAUUGGACCCCGAAUGUAGCCGCCGGAUUGCCGGAAUGGAUGGUAGUGGCCAUUCUCCUGGUCAACACGGCCGUUUAUGUGCAGCAAAAGGCAGCAUUCGGCAUGAGCGCACCCUUCAUGAAAAAUAUUGGAAACGGCAACGGAAACCAGCAUGCUCUACCUGGUACUACCGGUGGGCAACGUGAUCGGCGCACUGCUGCGCACCCCUUUAACGACGACAUAUGGAUGCAAGAAAGCGUUGAUCGCGUGUGCGCGUGCAGUGGCCGCCGCUUUGACAGGGGUCAGCCGGAAGGUGGUGAAGCCGGCAAGAAAUCUGGGGUCAAGGCGUUCAUCCUUGAACUCACCGCAUCGAUAUGUAAACACCUCAACAGGAUACGCCCUGGAAACGAUGAUCCGCCGAUAUCGCCCAUGCAAGACGAGGCCGACCAAGCUAGCCCAACUCAUCAGAACCCUACAUUCCAACCGAGACUGUCCAGCGCCGAUGGACACGUCCCCUCACUGGACUCGAUGCUGUCCGCCAGCGAGUGGUUACUCUUCAGCAUCAGAUUGAUUCUAUGGCCGCUUCCGUCCCCGACAGAGCUUGUCGCAGUGUCAAACCGCCCUCCGGCCUCUUCAGUCGAUGAUGAUCGU